This is a messenger RNA of Punica granatum (pomegranate), 2625 nucleotides long. Lineage: Eukaryota; Viridiplantae; Streptophyta; Magnoliopsida; Myrtales; Lythraceae. The record is from RefSeq and is a predicted model, not a curated record.
CCCAUAUCUCCCCCUCCAUUUCUUUACUCCAUUCAGCCAUUCCUCUGUAAAAAUAAAACAGGAGAGAAAUACUGUCCUCUCUCUCUCUCUCUCUCUCUCUCUCUCAGGCCACAUUGUUUCUGCUUCCUUCAGACUCCCAGGAAGAAUAGCACCAAAACAAAAGCCGAGACUUUUGUUUCUUCAGUGGGGGGGACUAACUGGGUCGCAGUUCACCGAAGGUGGUGGGAUUGACCAUUUUCUCGAACACCCAGCUCUCCAUGUUAUGGCCUAUUUAUGCUGGUUCCGUGUUCUGCUGAGUCUAUUCUUCUCUUCUUCCCUCAUGCCCAUUUCUUGAUGAGCUGGUGAUCUCUUUGCACUGGAGCUAAGUGGUCGCGAGUCGUUCCUGUGCAGUAAUUUUGGGCUUAAUACAAGAUUUGAUUGGCAUCUAAAAGACUAUGUCUGUUUCCUGAGAAACAAUGCAUAACCAGCUAUGGUUUGCACCGCCAAUGAUCUCCAGGGAUGGAAAGAUUUUCCAAAGGGCCUCAGGGUCCUUCUCCUUGACCGAGACUCGACUUCUGCUGCCGAGCUGAAGGCAAAACUCGAGGCUAUGGACUACACGGUUUCUAUAUUCUGCGAUGAGAAUGAGGCUCUGUCAGCUGUUGCAAAUAAGUGUGAAACCUUCCACGUUGCUAUUGUUGAGGUGAGUUCGAGCAAUAGCAGCGAGAGCUUCAAGUUUCUCGAAACUGCUAGAGACUUGCCAACCAUCAUGGUUUCGGAUGUUCAUUGUCUCAACACAACAAUGAAGUGCAUAGCGCUCGGAGCAGUGGAGUUCCUCCAUAAACCACUCUGUGAGAACAAACUCAGGAAUAUCUGGCAACACGUGGUUCAUAAGGCUUUUAAUGCAGGGGUUGGCAUCGUUUCGGAGUCCUUAAAACCUGUGAAAGAAUCUUUGGUUUCAAUGCUGCAGUUACCGAUAGAAAAUGGAGAAGUUAAGAAAGCUGCAUCAGCUGAUACCGAGAAUGUCUCUGUUCACGAACCUUCGACCCCGCAAUUGAAACGUGGGGCCCCUUUCAUAGACGACGGAGACUGUCUCCAAGAACAGACUCACUGCUCCACCGAGAAAGGCAAUGGGGAGCAAGAUGUAGAAUCUAAAUCUGUCGAAACUACUUGUAAUAACUUAACUGCCAAGAUUGACAGAACUGAACAUCGGUCAGUGAAAGAGGCUUCAGUUAAAGUGGAAGACGAAUCGGGUGAUAAUAACUCGAAGAGUGAAAGCAGCAUAUCUCCCCUCGCACAGGCUAAAGACGAUUCCCAUGGUUCUCAUGAUUGCGCUAAUAAUACUGCCAAAUCAUCAUGUCUCCAAACUUCUGCAGGGAAAGUCAACCGAAAAAAACUGAAGGUGGAUUGGACCUCUGAACUACAUAAGAAGUUUGUGCAGGCUGUGGAGCAAUUAGGAGUAGACCAAGCAAUACCAUCUCGCAUUCUUGAGCUCAUGAAAGUCCAAGGGUUAACACGGCAUAAUGUAGCAAGUCACCUCCAGAAAUAUCGUAUGAAUCGAAGGCACAUCUUACCCAAGGAAGAUGACCGGAGAUGGCCACAGCAUAGAGACAUGGUCCCGAGGAGUUACUAUCCGCAUAGGCCAAUCAUGGCCUUCCCUCCAUAUCACUCUAAUCAUUUGGCGUAUCCUGUGUGGGGAGUGCAAGGCAAUCAUCAACCUGGCAUGCAGUUCUGGGGUCCACCGAGCUAUCCCCCGUGGCAACCCGCUGAAAAUUGGCAGUGGAAGCCGUAUCCUGGGCUGCAUGCUGAUGCAUGGGGGUGCCCUGUGAUGCCGCCUGCUCAAGGGCCGGGGUUCCCUUUCCCUCAAGAUGGAUCGGGGUAUCACUGUGCCGGUGCAGUUCACAACGUUCCACAGCAAAGUUCAUUCGAACUCCACCAGGCCGAGGAAGUCGUCGACAAGGCUGUGAAGGAAGCAAUAAACAAGCCAUGGCUCCCUCUGCCCUUAGGCCUCAAGCCUCCCUCCACCGAGGGUGUGCUGGCCGAGCUCUCCAGGCAAGGGAUACCCUGCAUCCCUCCUCGCCUCAAUGGCACGGAACAGCACUGACAUCGCGCUGACUCCGAGAGAGGUACCGCCAGGAAACUCAUGACACGCGCCGGGAGCUCAUUAGCGAUCGCGUCAAGUGAAACCGGGUCGAAAUAAUGUGCCAUCCAACAAGAUCAAGAAAAAGGUGGACAGCAGCAAACAUCUGAGGACCGGAGAGUUUUUCAAAAGGUCAUUCAUUCAUUCAGUGACAUUGAUCCUAUCCCGAACCCAUCCGCCCGAUCAAAAAGGUCAAAUGUGGAGGUCGACACGUGGGUGGUUGAGGCUGUGCCACUUGUGUGAAUCUUGUCCGCACAGAGUGGCGACAGGACAUUUUGCUGUUGGGCCUGUUUUUGGGAUGUAAAUAAAAUAGCUGGCUUGUGGGCCAAGGAAUGGGCUCUGUCUUUUCAUGGGUUGAGUUGGGUCGGACCUCCUCUUGUCUGCUGUCUGCUUCGUCUGGUCUCAAAUAAUGGGAAAAAAAAAAAAACUUGAGGAAAUUUUUGGAUAAUGCCUCCCAAAAGAUCAUGAAUUGCUUAUUAGUUUAGUGCUCGGCGCUUUCUUAUGUGUCU